Messenger RNA from Oldenlandia corymbosa var. corymbosa, 3791 nucleotides. The record is from the annotation of a GenBank genome assembly. NCBI's taxonomy places the organism in Eukaryota, Viridiplantae, Streptophyta, Magnoliopsida, Gentianales, Rubiaceae.
AAAAUAAAAAUAAUUGGGAAUUUUUUUUUAAAAAAAUAAAAAUAAAACAAAAAAUGUUCGAAUCAAUGGUCUUCGUGAGCCAACUACCGUUUGGCCACGUGAUAGGGAGUUCGCAGCAAUGUCUUCCUUCCCUCUUUCUUCUUCGCCUCAAAACAAUUCCUUAUAUUAAUAUUCUCCAAUUCGAUUUUUUUUUUUUUUUACCAAAGAUCCAAUUUUUAACCCACCAUCCAUCCCAUCAUCCAUCAUAAUUCUUUGAUUUAAUAAUUCACGAUUUUUCCCACAUCAAUUAUAUUGUUUCCUAUAUAAAUCAGCUCCCUUUUCUUCCCACGAAUCAACUCUCUUUACUCAUCCUGACACAGAAACAAACAGGUAGGUACUACUUACACCCCAACUACAUUUUUUGAUUGUUGCCAUAUUGAAGCAAUUUCGCCUUUUGAUACAGAGAACAAGUUAGUAAUUGUUGAAUUUGAUCUGUUUUAAUUGGUGGGUUCUUUUGUUUUGGCUGUUUAGUGAUCCGGGUUUGUGUCUGUUUUGAGGAAGAAUGUUUCCGUGAUUGGAUCACUGCCCGUUUCUAUAAUUUUUCGAUGUUUCCGAGGAAAAUGGAGAAUGGGGAAUCUUUAUGCUUUCUUUUGUUGUUUAGUUCAUGGUCCAGGUCCACUGCCUUUUAAAUUUCAGUUGGAGAUGGAUCUCCUUAUGCUUUAACUGCCACUCUGAAAGAAUAAAGUUGGCUACUUUUUUUUUGUUAGUGCAUACGUGAUUUGUGUUUUUCAUUGCUGGGAUCUUGAUUCUCCUGGUAAAGUUGGGAAUUUCAAUUUUGGUUUUUAUCAGUUUUCUAUGGUCUGAUCAUAUCUACACUCCCAAUUAUGAUGAUGGAUCUAACUUGAUUGAUUGCAGAAUUAGUGACGGUGACUCGAAUUCAUUUUGUUGUUGUUAAGAUUGAUUGAAGUAUGGAAUUUUACAUUUUCACUUGAUGAAUUAGAUCUCUCGUUCUGUGAUCCUCGGAUUUUUAGUUGGUAAUGUAUGAAUUGUGUUUCUAACUCUUGUGUUUUGAUUUGUCAACUUCUAUAAUGCUGUGCAUGAAGCUUAGUGUAUGUUUUUUCAACUGCAUUGCAACUUUAAGAUGUCCUGCUUAGACGCUGAAUUUCCUGGAGUUUUGCUUUAGAUCUCUAUUCUACGAAAGAGUCCUGGAAGAGUUGUUGCCAGUACUCAAUUACGUUUCUGUUUCUUUUUUAAUGAUCUUUUUGUCUAAUAUGCUGAACAAACGAUGAUAUCAACUGAUCCAGUGUCCGAAUGAAUCAUAUGCUGUUUGGAAGUUGUGAAUGUUUGUCCAUCAAUUUUCAGGUUUACUUGCUUUUCUAAGAAGAAAUGUUGUCAUUUAUUUGAAUUAAACAGAACCUUUGCUUGAGCGACAGCCAUGGCUACUGGGCAGCUGUUCUCCAAGACUACUCAAGCAUUAUUUUAUAAUUACAAGCAGCUCCCAAUCCAGCGGAUGCUGGAUUUUGACUUCCUUUGUGGGAGAGAAACACCUUCGGUUGCCGGAAUCAUAAAUCCUGGUUCAGAAGGAUUCCAGAAGCUAUUUUUUGGCCAAGAGGAAAUAGCAAUCCCUGUACAUUCCUCCAUUGAAGCCGCCAGUGCUGCUCAUCCUACUGCUGAUGUUUUCAUUAACUUUGCAUCUUAUAGAAGUGCUGCCGCUUCAUCAAUGGCUGCACUCAAGCAGCCAACUAUUAAAGUUGUAGCUAUCAUAGCAGAAGGUGUUCCUGAGGCAGACACCAAGCAAUUGAUUGCAUAUGCUCGCUCAAACAAUAAAGUUGUUAUCGGCCCAGCCACUGUUGGUGGUAUCCAAGCUGGAGCUUUUAAAAUUGGUGACACUGCUGGAACAAUAGAUAACAUUAUUUCAUGCAAGCUGUACAGGCCUGGUUCUGUUGGUUUUGUUUCAAAAUCUGGUGGCAUGUCUAACGAAUUAUACAACACAAUUGCUCGUGUCACAGAUGGAAUUUAUGAAGGUAUUGCUAUUGGAGGAGACGUGUUUCCUGGAUCUACUCUUUCAGAUCAUGUUUUACGGUUUAACAACAUCCCACAGGUCAAAAUGAUGGUUGUCCUUGGGGAACUUGGUGGAAGAGAUGAAUAUUCCUUAGUUGAGGCCCUUAAACAGGGUAAGAUUAACAAACCGGUGGUUGCUUGGGUCAGUGGAACUUGUGCAACACUUUUUAAGUCUGAAGUUCAAUUUGGCCAUGCGGGUGCUAAGAGUGGUGGUGAAAUGGAGUCUGCGCAAGCAAAGAAUCAAGCACUGAGGGAUGCUGGUGCUGUUGUUCCUACCUCCUACGAAGCGUUUGAGGGUGCUAUUAAAGAGACAUUUGAUAAACUUGCUGCAGAUGGCAAAAUCACUCCAGUGAAGGAAGUGACACCUCCACCAAUUCCAGAGGAUCUUAACACAGCAAUCAAGAGCGGGAAAGUCAGGGCUCCCACUCAUAUCAUUUCCACCAUCUCUGAUGAUAGAGGUGAAGAGCCAUGCUAUGCUGGCAUUCCUAUGUCAUCUAUUGUUGAACAGGGAUUUGGUGUUGGUGAUGUCAUUUCCCUAUUGUGGUUCAAACGAAGCCUUCCCCGGUACUGUUCUCGUUUUAUCGAGAUUUGCAUAAUGUUGUGUGCGGACCAUGGUCCUUGUGUCUCUGGUGCUCACAACACCAUUGUAACAGCCCGGGCUGGAAAAGAUUUAGUGUCCAGCCUUGUCUCCGGUUUGCUGACCAUUGGUCCUCGAUUUGGUGGAGCUAUUGAUGAUGCUGCUCGUUACUUUAAGGAUGCUUAUGACAGGAAUCUUACACCUUACGAAUUUGUAGAAGGCAUGAAAAAGAAGGGCAUUCGUGUUCCGGGAAUUGGACACAGGAUCAAGAGUGCGGACAACAGAGAUAAGAGAGUAGAACUGUUACAGCGAUAUGCACGUGAAAACUUCCCAUCUGUGAAGUACAUGGAGUAUGCUGUCCAGGUUGAAACUUACACACUUUCAAAGGCCAACAAUCUUGUCCUUAAUGUUGAUGGUGCCAUUGGGUCAUUGUUUCUUGAUCUGUUAGCUGGGAGUGGAAUGUUCACGAAACAAGAAAUUGAUGAGAUUGUAGGGAUCGGUUACCUGAAUGGCCUCUUUGUACUUGCCCGUUCCAUUGGUCUCAUCGGGUGAGUUUUAACAUUUACACUUUGGUUUGAUCACUUUGCUCUAGAGUAUUACUAUUUCUUUGUCCAAUUUGAUCCCUUUAGAAGAAAAGAAAUAUUCUAUCAGCAGAAAACUGAUGCAGGCAAUUGAAAUUUUCUUGCAGGCAUACCUUUGACCAGAAGAGGUUGAAGCAGCCAUUGUACCGCCACCCGUGGGAAGAUGUUCUUUACACCAAGUGAAGAUGAUGCUGAUCAUCCUCGUCAGUCAGACUCCAUUCAAAUCAGAUUUUCAAGUUUGCCACUUUGUUGUGAGAAUCUAAUCAGUUUUAGGGUUUAGUGUUUUUGCUAUGCCGAAAAAGACAAGCAGGUUUAGACACUUCAUUUGUAAGUUGUUCCUCUAUUUGCCUAGGUCCAGGUUUACAGAAAAAGAUCAUGAAUGAAUGUGUAGUUGUCAUUUUCUGGGGGAACUCCUAUCCAGUCUUUUCCAAUAACAGACUGUUGUUGUAUUCAUUGUCCAUUGAGAGCCAAGAAAGAAAUGAGUAAACUUUUUAUCUUCUUCAUUUCUUUGUGUGUUUAAGCAAAUAUUUUAGUCCCCUUGUUGCCCAAUGUUAAGGGGAGUCAAUAACAUAUAUAUAUAUUUCCUCAGUUCC